Molecule: messenger RNA, 918 nt
Organism: Ochotona princeps (American pika)
Lineage: Eukaryota; Metazoa; Chordata; Mammalia; Lagomorpha; Ochotonidae
Product: vomeronasal type-1 receptor 90-like
Exons: 1
Coding region: 1-918 (305 amino acids)
Biological process (GO): G protein-coupled receptor signaling pathway
Cellular component (GO): membrane
Molecular function (GO): pheromone receptor activity
Source: RefSeq, a predicted model, not a curated record
AUGAGUAAGAACGGUAUGAUAUCCAGUCUUAUUGACAUAAGAAAUGCCUUUUUGGUUGAAGUCAGCAUUGGGAUUCCAGCCAAUGCCAUCCUUCUGCUCUUCCACAUCCUCAUGUUCUUGCUCAAGCACAGACCCAAGCCCACCGACCUCACCAUCGGGCACUUGGCCCUCAUCCACCUGGUGAUGCUGAUCAUCAUCGGGGUCAUAGCCAUGGACGUGUUUGCGUCUCAGCAACAAUGGGACGACAUCACGUGUAAGGCAGUCAUCUUCUCCUACCAGGUGAUGCGGGGCCUCUCCCUGUGCAACACCUCCCUGCUCAGUGUCCUCCAGGCCAUCACCCUUAGCCCCAGGAGCUCCUGGUUGGCCAAGUUCAAACAGACCUCCACACAUCACAGCCUGCACAGCUUUUUCUUCAUCUGGGUCUUCAAUUUGUCCAUGAGUGCUCACCUCUUAAUCUCCACUGUUGCCACCACGAAUCAUACGUCCAACAGUUUCAUGUUCAUCACUAAAUCCUGCUCUCGUUGGCCCCUGAAUUAUUUACUCAGAAACAUAUUUUACACACUAGGGAUCUUCCGGGAUGUCUCCCUCACAGGGCUCAUGGCCCUCUCCAGUGCCUACAUGGUGACCCUCCUGUGCAGGCACAGGAGGCAGUCCCAGCACCUUCACAGCACCAGCCCUUCUCCAAGAGCUUCCCCAGAGCUGAGGGCCACCCGCAUCAUCCUGCUUCUCACGAGUGUCUUUGUGCUCCUGUACUUGAUAGAUUGCAUUGUGUAUUCCUUCUCAGGAAUAUGGUGGGAAAAUGAUCCAGUUCGUCUCUGUGUCCAUAUUUUGAUUGGCAACGGCUAUGCCACCAUUGCCCCUUUGUUGCUAACCAGCAGUGAAAAACGAAUGAUCACCUUUUUCAAAUCCAUGUGGUAG